AUGGGCUAUAUUGAGAAUGAGGCCUUACUAAUUGGUAAUUAUGUGCAAGGUGAUGAUGAAGAGACCAAGAUGCAACGUCGUGCAAUGGUUAGGUAUAUGUGCCUAUCACAGCUACUGGUUUAUCGCGACAUCAAUGUCGGUGUUCGCAAACGAUUUCCAACUUACGAUUCUAUCGUGAAAGCUGGCUUCAUGCUAGAGCAUGAAAGGGAAAAACUUGAAUCGUUAAAGUUGGACUAUGAUAAGUACUGGGUACCAAUCAAUUGGUCUUAUACGCAUAUGUUCAAUGCAAGACGAGCUGGAAAGAUAACGAGUGAUGUGAUGACGAACAAACUUACUGAUGAGAUGAAAGUUUUUCGUACAAAUCUUCAAAUGUUAUGCAAUUAUGAUUGGGUGCCAAUCCCACUCGCAUAUCCUCAGGUGACAGCUGCAUGCUCAGUCUAA
Anisakis simplex (herring worm) is the source of this 441-nucleotide messenger RNA. The record is from the annotation of a GenBank genome assembly. NCBI's taxonomy places the organism in Eukaryota, Metazoa, Nematoda, Chromadorea, Rhabditida, Anisakidae.